CUCCGAUCUCGCUUGGUGGGGUUAAGCACAAUUGACCUUGACCGAACGCGGGGCACCAACACUGCAAACAAUUUUGGGGACGUGAUCGUUGACUAUUUACCUUGCUCCCAUUUUACUACCGUGUCUCUCUACUACCAUAUCCUUAGACUCCCUAACGUCCAAAGCUGUAUUUCUGUCAAAAUGGUUUCUCACAACAUUGUGGUGUUUGGCGGUGACCACUGUGGUCCUGAGGUUGUGGCCGAGGCUAUCAAGGUCCUCAAGGCUAUCGAGAGCUACAGCUCGGACUCUGUAAAAUUCAAUCUUCAAGAUCACCUUCUUGGUGGUUGCUCCAUCAAUGCUUCCGGCGUGCCUCUAACAGAUGAAGCUCUUACCGCAGCAAAAAACGCUGAUGCCGUCCUGCUUGGUGCCAUUGGCGGUCCAGAAUGGGGUACUGGUGCCGUGCGCCCAGAACAGGGUCUCCUCAAGCUUCGCAAGGAGAUGGGCACCUUUGGUAACUUGCGCCCCUGCUCGUUUGCUUCCGAGGCCCUCGUAGAAUUCUCGCCCCUCAAGGCCGAAAUCUGCCGCGGAACCGACUUUACCGUCGUUCGCGAACUGACGGGUGGUAUCUACUUUGGUGAUAGAAAGGAAGAUAACGGCGACGGCUAUGCCAUGGACACCGAGCCCUACAGCCGCCCCGAGGUUGAGAGAAUCACACGUUUGGCAGCCAACAUGGCACUGGCUCGCGACCCACCUGCCAAGGUCUGGAGUUUGGACAAGGCCAAUGUGCUGGCAACAUCGAGACUGUGGAGGAAGGUCGUUACUGAAGUCAUGAAGAACGAGUUCCCUCAACUCGAGGUCGAGCACCAGCUUAUCGACAGCGCCGCCAUGUUGAUGGUCAAGAGCCCAAGGGUUCUGAAUGGUGUCAUCGUCACCAGCAACUUGUUUGGUGACAUCAUCAGCGACGAGGCUAGUGUAAUUCCCGGUUCCAUCGGUCUCCUGCCCAGCGCCAGUCUGAGCGGCGUUCCCGAUGGCAAGAGCAAAUGCAACGGAAUUUACGAACCGAUCCACGGCUCUGCACCUGAUAUCUCAGGCAAAGGCAUUGUUAAUCCCAUUGGUACAAUUCUGUCGGUUGCCAUGAUGUGCAGGUACUCCCUGAGACUACCCAAGGAGGCCAACGCCAUCGAGGAGGCUGUACGCAGGGUCAUCGAUGGUGGUGUACGGACCAAGGACCUGGGUGGCUCAACCGGCACCAAGGAAGUCGGCGACAAGAUCGUUGAGGAGUUAGUCAAGGUUCUCAAGGGCUAGAUGCUAGCAGAAGUGUAUUGAUGAUACAUGAUUGAUUUCGACGAGAACAAUACAAAGGUGUAUAGCGUUGCAUCUUUUGGCGUAUUUGUAUACUCGGAAAUGGGAUAUUGACGAUGUCUAUGGUAGAACAAAAAGCGCAGAGAAUUAAGGAAAUUACUAUCAGGGCCAGGCC
Messenger RNA from Truncatella angustata, 1456 nucleotides. RefSeq names its product 3-isopropylmalate dehydrogenase. Gene Ontology annotation, biological process: L-leucine biosynthetic process. Lineage: Eukaryota; Fungi; Ascomycota; Sordariomycetes; Amphisphaeriales; Sporocadaceae. Gene Ontology annotation, molecular function: magnesium ion binding; 3-isopropylmalate dehydrogenase activity; NAD binding. The record is from RefSeq and is a predicted model, not a curated record. Gene Ontology annotation, cellular component: cytosol. Bases 181 to 1284 code for a protein of 367 amino acids. The transcript has 4 exons.